UGUUCAUUUCAUUUCCGUACAUAAUUAGGCUAAUAUGAUUAUGCUCAUUGGUUAAUGAACAAUGAUGUGAAGUAGUUUAACUUUAUGAUUCACUUGUGCAAGCCUGAUCAUGUAUAUUCGCGAUUAUAAUGUAAUUGGAUACUGAUUGACUCUACUACAAAUAGUGAAUAAUUUGAAAAAAGGCAACCUUUUCAGUGUGAAAUAAAUUUCAGUUGAUCAGAAUACUUAUCUGGUAGGCUUUAAGAUUACAUGAUUAAAUGUAAUUUAGAAAGGUAAUUGCACUAUGAACAAAUGAUGAAAAUUGAUGUUAUUUUUACAACAUUCAUCAUCUUCUCACAGAUAACUUAAUCUGAAUUGGAUAUCUUGCAAGUAAAAAUAAAUCAAUCGUCAGUUGUAACACUAUUUGACCUCUUUACAGUUGACAUUUAAAUCCAAUGUUAAUUUUCAAUUGCAAUGCAUAAACAUUUGAAGUGUUACAUUCUCUGUCUUCAUUUGUUUAGUUGAAAAGAUGAUCAGAAUACUAUUACAGACUUAUCUGGUAGGCUUUAAGAUUACAUGAUUAAAUGUAAUUUAGAAAGGUAAUUGCACUAUGAACAAAUCAAAGAGUAAUAUUGAUGAUUGAAAUCAAAGAUUUAUGUUAUGCUCAUUUUGGUCUUUGUCUAUUGUUUUAUAACGAGCUUAACCUUCGAAAACAUAGUUUGACUCAAUUCACAGUCAUUUGUGGCAUUGUUUCCCUUCUUACAUCAAUAACCACGGUUGGAUUCUUACUGGAAGGAAGGUGGUUCGCUUGUUUCCCGGAAUUAGUUCGAUGUUUAGCUUUCCUUGCCGCUGAACGUUAUCUUCUGCCAAUUGCUGCUCCACUUGCUCAUUUCGGUGUAUAUCGAGAAAUGGUCUUAACUGGUAUUAGGACCGCUUUCAUGGCAUCCGCUAUGCUUUGGGCAAUUGUUUCCAUUCAUGUAAUCUCCAAGAGAUUCCUUUACAAAAGAAUCAAAUCGAUUACCAAAUUUAUCAAAUUGCAAUAAAACCAAUGAGCGGAUAACGAGAAACGAUCAAUCGAGCAAAAUCAAAUUGAAAUCAUUGAAAUUUGUACAAGAAAUGCAAAGAUUUACGUUUACUUGGAAUGCGUCAUUUUUGUGUUUGCUAAAUUGUAGCAAAAUGAUAAAGAGAAUUGCGAACUCUCUAUUGAUUUUCAAUGUGUAAAUUUUGUAAUAUCACUUUGUUUUAAUUCAUAUUCUUGUCGUUGGU
Molecule: messenger RNA, 1245 nt
Organism: Tetranychus urticae (two-spotted spider mite)
Lineage: Eukaryota; Metazoa; Arthropoda; Arachnida; Trombidiformes; Tetranychidae
Product: alkylglycerol monooxygenase-like
Source: RefSeq, a predicted model, not a curated record